This is a messenger RNA of Bombus terrestris (buff-tailed bumblebee), 1556 nucleotides long. RefSeq names its product isopentenyl-diphosphate Delta-isomerase 1-like (gene Idi). Gene Ontology annotation, cellular component: cytoplasm. The record is from RefSeq and is marked provisional. Gene Ontology annotation, molecular function: isopentenyl-diphosphate delta-isomerase activity. Gene Ontology annotation, biological process: isopentenyl diphosphate biosynthetic process; isoprenoid biosynthetic process. Lineage: Eukaryota; Metazoa; Arthropoda; Insecta; Hymenoptera; Apidae.
GAACAUUUUCCAAUACUAUUUAAGAGGAGAACUGACUACUGUGAUGGCUCAAGUGGCUAGAACAUUGCGUGCUGCUAUACGAAGUUUUACAUCACCAAUGAGGAGUUUCGGUAGUGCCCAACCUUUACAGGAAGCUGCUUUAGAGGAACGUUGUAUUCUUGUUGAUGAAUCUGACAAGCCUCUUGGUAAUGCUACAAAAAGAGACUGUCACAUUGUUAAUUCUGAUGGACAAGUUCUACUUCAUAGAGCAUUUAGUGUCUUUUUAUUCAAUGGUAAAGGAGAACUAUUACUUCAAAAAAGGUCUCCCAAUAAGAUAACAUUCCCAAACCGUUAUACAAAUACAUGCUGCAGUCAUCCAUUAUUUGAAAUUCCCGAAGAAACUGAAGAACAUGAGGCACUAGGAAUUCGUAAAGCAGCAAGAAGAAGACUGAAUUUUGAGUUAGGAAUUCCUUUGUCACAAAUUUUGCUAUCAGAUUUUUUCUACUUAACAAGAAUUCAUUAUCAAGAUGUGGAAGGUAUAUGGGGUGAACAUGAAAUAGAUUAUGUGUUAUUUAUACAAAAAGAUAAUGUAACAUUGGAUCCAAAUCCAGAUGAAAUCAGUGAAAUUCGUUGGGUAUCAAAAUCAGAAAUCAAAGAUAUUGAGAAAAAUCUUAGUCCAUUGAGUCCCUGGUUUAAAUUAAUUCUUAAGCAUAAAUUGUUAUCGUGGUGGGAUAAUCUACAUUCAUUAGAAAAAAUGCAGGAUCAUAAAACAAUACAAAGAUUUUUAUAAUACCUUUGAACAAAGAAUUAAGUUCAAUAGCCUUAUCACACAUAACGUUAAUCGAGGUAUUUUAUUACCAUCCAAAUAUCUAAAUAAUUAAUAACAAAAGAUUUGAGGAUGAAAUUUGUGCAAGAUGAUUAGUUUUAUGCAAUAAGUUGUACACUAUAAAUAUAAUGCAGUAUAAGUACAAAGUAAAUUUGUUCAUAUAAACUUGCACUUUGUAAAUAUUGAAAUAUUUAAUAUAAUUUUGAUAACUUGGCUAAUUACCAUUAGACAAUUUGUAUACUUAUAUAAAUUUUGUGAAUACAUUUUUGUCAUAGGAAAAAUAAUUUUGUAAAUAUAUAGUAAACCAUGAACUGAUCUUUCUUAAAUACUAUUUUCUUACUAAAAAGUGUGUAAAUAAAAAGUACAACUCAAAAAUACAAAGAUAUAAAAAUUUUAUACUGCAACGAAUGAUAAAUCUAAAACAAUUUUCUACAUCUCUAUGUUAAUGUAUCUUCCACUUUAAUCAUUAAAUGAAAGUUUAUUCAUUAUUAAAAAGUCAAAGAAAAAACUGUUUUUAUCAUGUAUUGAAUAUAAUAUUUAGAAUAAUGCAAUAAAAUAAUAGAACAUGAUCAGUAAAAUAUAAUAGAAAAAUCUUCAUUAUAGUUUCAAAAAUGGCUUAAAAGGUAUAAAAAAGGUUUAAGAAGUUUAAGAAAAAUUUUGAAGGUCUAAAAAGGGUUUUAAAGGUUUAAAAAAUAAUUUCUAUUAAUUUAAAAAACUAACAUAUUAAUUUUUCUAUUUAAUGGCAUUUCAA